Molecule: messenger RNA, 435 nt
Organism: Laccaria bicolor S238N-H82
Lineage: Eukaryota; Fungi; Basidiomycota; Agaricomycetes; Agaricales; Hydnangiaceae
Exons: 3
Coding region: 94-435 (113 amino acids)
Source: RefSeq, a predicted model, not a curated record
AUGGGGUGAAAAGCUUUAUUUGGCAACUAAUUCACUUAGCACAAGUAUUGGCUGAUCAAGUAUUGGGCUCAUCGAUUCGAACAGAUAAUCAUCAUGUCUUCCUCCACAAAGUACAACAAAACUAAUAGCGACACUUCGAAAACAAAAGACGGAGUCGCAGCCACCAACGAUAUAGUGGCAACGGACAGCGAUGUGGGUGUGGGGUCGGGGCACGCACCCUCAGGUCGCAACGAUGAAGCAGCGCUUCACUCAAAGCCAAGUCAGGCCUCUGCUUGGCCUUCCAAGUCCAGCCCACCUGACAAGGGCGAUGAAGACGACCAUGAGUCCGACUCUGACGAUGAUUUUCCAGAAUUUCCUGGAGGUAACCCAAGAGGCAAGGUUGUCGGGCCAGUAACAGGAGGGUCGGGGAGACCUGUAAAACCACGACCCAAGUAA